AUGGCUCAAAUACAGAACAAACGCGAAUAUGAGCUCAUUUUGCUCGGCGCCACUGGCUAUACCGGAAAGUUGGUCGCAGAAUGGAUCAGUACACACCUGCCUGAAGAUCUCAAAUGGGCAAUUGCUGGACGAAACGCGAAGAAGCUGCAGGGUGUAAUCGACGAAUUGCAGAAGCUCAAUGCCAACCGCAAACUGCCGGACAUUGAAACCUGCGAAUUGCAGCCAGAUCAACUCAACACCCUCGUUAAGAAGACCAAGCUCCUCAUAACCACAGUCGGCCCCUUUAUGCACUACGGAGAGCCCGUCCUCGCUGCCUGCGCCGCCAACGGCACUCAUUACCUGGACUCUACUGGUGAAAUUCCCUGGGUCUACGACAUGAUCAAGAAAUACGAUGCCCUCGCCAAGUCCAACAGGAGCAUUAUCAUCCCAGAGGCCGGUCUUGACUCAGUGCCAGCCGAUAUCAUGGCCUAUGUCCUCGCUCGCGCAGUCAAGAAUAAGUUCCAAACCGACUGUGAGCACGUCCUUAUGACCCUGUACGACGCCAAGACUGGUGUCUCUGGCGGCACAGCGCUGACCAUGUUGGAGUUGUUUGGAAACUACUCCCUUGGACACCUGUCCAAGUCUAUGCACCCCUACUCUCUCAGCCCGAAGAAGUUCGACAAGCAGCUUGACAAGCCUGCUGACAGCCCGAGCGGUUUCCUGCCCAACAUCGCAGAGCUCGGUGGUAUGCAAACCACAGGUCUGAUGGCAAGCGUUGAUACCUGCAUUGUGCACCGCUCUGCUGGAAUUUACGGAUACGGACCCCAUUUCCGCUUUAACGAGUACAUGCGCGCCAAGUCCUUGGUUCAAGGUAUUGUUGUCAAGGUUGCUCUGGGCCUCGUUGGGCUCUUCUUGGCACUACCACCCACUCGCUUGGUCCUCGCACUUCUGUUCAAGAAGUUCUUGAUUCCUGCACCUGGCGAGGGCCCCAGUAGGGAAAGCAUGAAGAACGACUUCAUGUCUUACCGCGGCGUGGGCGUUGCGGAGAGUGGACAGAAGGUUACAGCGAAGAUCGACAUUGCUCACGGUGGUUACGUGGCUACCGCUAUUACUCUGUCCGCAGCUGCGAAUGUCAUCCUGAGGGGUAGGCUUGAGGAGACUGAGGCGGGACGAUUGGGAGGUGGUAUUCUUACACCUGCGACUCUGGGUGAGCAGUACGCGGAGACACUAAACGAUUUUGGUAUGAAGAUCCAGAUUGACGCAUAA
Messenger RNA from Didymella exigua CBS 183.55, 1245 nucleotides. RefSeq names its product saccharopine dehydrogenase. Bases 1 to 1245 code for a protein of 414 amino acids. Gene Ontology annotation, biological process: glycolipid biosynthetic process. The transcript has a single exon. The record is from RefSeq and is a predicted model, not a curated record. NCBI's taxonomy places the organism in Eukaryota, Fungi, Ascomycota, Dothideomycetes, Pleosporales, Didymellaceae. Gene Ontology annotation, cellular component: mitochondrion; plasma membrane; lipid droplet.